Messenger RNA from Micromonas commoda, 954 nucleotides. RefSeq lists its product as hypothetical. The transcript has a single exon. The coding region runs from base 56 to 913 and encodes 285 amino acids. The record is from RefSeq and is a predicted model, not a curated record. NCBI's taxonomy places the organism in Eukaryota, Viridiplantae, Chlorophyta, Mamiellophyceae, Mamiellales, Mamiellaceae.
CGCGGCGUAGCAACGUCACGACCGUCGUGGCCGCGCCCUUCGUUCACCCCGGUGGAUGACAUCGACCGCGGCUCGCCUCCUCGCCGGUUCCUUCCGCUCGUUCGCCCACUCACGCGCGACCCUCGCGCUCAACCGCGCGUCGUCGUCGCGCAUCGGACCCCACGUCAGGGGAGCCCAGUUCGCGCGGUCCGCCAUGGCCUCCUUCGGACCCGAGCCGCCGCCCGCCAAGAAGGCCAAGGAAAACUCCUGGGACAAGAACGGCGACACCUUCAACAAGGUGGCGAGCAGCGCCGCCGCGGAGCGCAACCGCCAGCCCAUCGCCGACGUCGUCGUCCCGCUGCUCGCCCAUCUCGACUGCGGGCUGGUGGUGGAGCUCGCGUGCGGCACCGGUCAGCACGUCGCGCACGUGGCGCCCUUACUCCCGAACCUGACGUGGCUCCCCACCGACCUCACCGACGAGUCCUUCGGCUCCGUCACGCACCACACGCGUGGGUUGGAGAACGUGCUGGAGCCCGGGGUGUUGGACGCGAGCGACGCCAAUUGGCCCGAUCGGUUCGCCGGGUCGUGGGAGCCCCCCGCCGCCGUGCUCGUGGUGAACCUGACGCACAUAUCCCCGUGGGAGGCCACCGUGGGCGCGGUCGUCGGGUCCGCCAAGCUGCUGGAGGACACGAUCAACGGGUUGUUGAUGAUAUACGGCCCGUUCAAGCGCGGUGGGAAGCACACGUCCGAAGGUAACGCGACGUUCGAUGCGAGUCUUCGAGAGCGGAACCCGGCGUGGGGGUACAGGGACGUCGAGGCGGUGGACGCGUUGGGUCAAACGCACGGGUUCGUCAUGGAGAAGGUGCACGAGAUGCCGGCGAACAACUUCAUGCUGAUAAUGCGCAGGCGGGCGAAGAUCGAGCCAGCGGAGUAGAGCAGCUUCGGUCGUUUAUCAUGGUAGUUCGACUCUCUUCC